UUCAUAAUCUCAAUUUCGUUGUCGUUUCGCUCUCGUACCUUCACUGCGAUCCCGUUCCGUGUUACUCCCACUGCUUGCACGAGCAACGAGACCACCGCCUCUUUCAAGACGCACAUCCAGAUCUCCCGAUGGCACACAAAGUCGACCCUCAGAACCUCAGAGAGACAUUCGGGCGCUUUCGAGUUCUGAUCCUGGGCCGAGCCAAUGCAGGCAAAACAACCAUCCUGCAGAAGGUCUGCAAUACCACAGAAAAUCCAGAGAUUUACAAUGCCAAAGGACGCAAGAUCGAUGCCACCAUCGUGGAAGGCACGCGAUUGCGUGGAAAUCACAAUAUUAGGAACGAGAUGGUGUUCAAGAGUAAUCCCGGGUUUGUCUUUCACGACUCGUGCGGUUUCGAAGCGGGCUCUGCAGAAGAAUUCGAGGAUAUGAAGAGAUUUAUCUCAGAACGCGCGAACGCGACGGAAUUAGAGGAACGAAUACAUGCUAUCUGGUACUGUAUUCCAAUGGACGACCAUUGUCGAACAAUCCAACGGGCAGAAGAGAAGUUCUUCUCUGAAUGCAACACUGGUAAUGUUCCCGUAAUUGUGAUAUUCACGAAGUUCGAGGCCUUGCGUCCAGUGGCGUUCGGAGAAAUCAAGAAGGACCUAGGCGGGCUAUCAAAAGAAGAGCGAUCGAAGAGGAUUGCCGAACGUGUUCAAGAAUUGUUCAAGAAUACCCGUGUCUGGGAUCGAUUGUGCGAAUUGUGCGAUACCGAAAACCAUGCCCGUCCCAAGUCCUACAUAUGCUUGGAGAAUAUGAACCGGGCGGAUACAAAUUGUAACACGCUACUGGAAUGCACAGCAUUUGCAUUGGACAGCGAAGAAUUGAAGUUGUGCUUCGUGUCGACGCAACAGUCCAACAUGGAACUUUGUAUCAAGUAUGCUGUUGAAACAGUCAUUGAUCAUGCACACCGACAAUCCUUCCUACGUCCAACUGAUCAUGAAGACUACCAAUUUGACAUUGCUAAGUGGUUUUCAUAUAUGAAAGUAAGAUGAUUGAUUCAAUAUGACAAUGCUUGGCGAGGGC
Messenger RNA from Suillus paluster, 1065 nucleotides. RefSeq lists its product as uncharacterized. The coding region runs from base 129 to 1034 and encodes 301 amino acids. The transcript is spliced from 7 exons. The record is from RefSeq and is a predicted model, not a curated record. Gene Ontology annotation, molecular function: GTP binding. NCBI's taxonomy places the organism in Eukaryota, Fungi, Basidiomycota, Agaricomycetes, Boletales, Suillaceae.